CAGCGGCGGAGGAUCCCGUCGGAGAGGGGCGGCGCUCGUGCUCCCAGCCUCCCAGGUUCAGCUAAUGGAUAUCACUGAGGUCCUGCUAGCUACGCAGUCCCAUGACGGUCAGAAACGGAACGUUGCAGAAGGGAAUAUCAAGCAGUUUGAAGAGCAGAGUUUUCCACAGUUUCUGCACGAACUAUCUGCUGAGCUAUCUGAUGAGAGCAAACCUCCUGUUUCUCGACGGCUUGCUGGUAUUCUCCUGAAGAAUUCUUUGGAUGCAAAUGAUUCAACGCGGAAAGAAAAAUGUGUGCAGCGGUGGAUAAGUGUGGACCCUGCAAUCAAGUCGCAUGUUAAAGGUUCCUUGCUGAUGACCCUUGGAUCACCAGUACCUGACGCUCAUCGGAGCUCUUCUCAAGUCAUUGCAAAGGUUGCUUCUAUUGAAAUCCCUCGUCAAGAAUGGCCAGAGCUCAUAGUCAGCUUGCUAGGUAACAUGACAAAGCCAGAUGCAACCCCUUCUCUGAAGCAGGCUACACUGGACGCCAUUGGAUAUGUCUGUGAGGAGAUAUCCCCCAAGGAUCUGGAGCAGGAUCAAGUGAAUGCUGUUCUUACUGCUGUGGUCCAGGGCAUGAAUCACGUGGAGAAUAGUUCAGAGGUACGGCUUGCUGCUGUGAAAGCAUUGUACAAUGCUCUCGAUUUUGCUGAGACAAAUUUUGAGAAUGAGUCAGAGAGGAACUACAUAAUGAAGGUCAUUUGUGAGACUGCCAUUUGUAAAGAGGCUCAUGUUAGAAAGGCUGCAUUUGAGUGCUUUGUCUCCAUAGCAUCAACAUAUUAUGAUCUUCUAGAGCCCUACAUGCAGACUUUAUUUGAAUUGACAGCAAAUGCUGCCAGGACAGAUGAAGAACCUGUUGCACUUCAAGCUAUUGAGUUCUGGAGCACCAUCUGUGAUGAAGAAGUUGCUCUUCAGGAAGACGCUGAAGAAUCUGGUGAUGUCAGUUCUACAUGUCAUUUCCAUUUUAUUGAGAAGGCCAUUCCUUUGCUUGUUCCUAUGCUUCUGGAAACACUUCUGAAGCAAGAGGAGGAUCAAGAUGAAGAUGAUGAAAUUUGGAAUUUAUCGAUGGCUGGGGGCACAUGCCUUGGACUUGUUGCAACGGCUGUGAAGGAUGCCAUUGUUCCUCUUGUAAUGCCAUUUAUAGAGGCCAAUAUAACAAAGCCUGACUGGCGCAGCAGGGAGGCUGCUACAUUUGCAUUUGGUUCCAUUCUUGAAGGCCCUUCAGUCGUAAAUCUUGCACCACUGGUUCAUAAUGGCUUUGAUUUCUUGCUGAAUGCAACCAAUGAUCAAAAUAACCAUGUCAGGGAGACUACUGCAUGGGCACUUUCGAGGACAUUUGAGUUUCUACAUUCACCAGACAAAUGUGUUUCUGUAGUAACAGAUGCAAACCUUCCCCGUGUUGUGGAAAUUCUGCUAGCAAGUAUCAAGGACUCUCCUAAUGUUGCUGAGAAGGUCUGUGGAGCCCUAUUUUUUCUUGCCCAGGGCUACAACAAUGCAGGGUCUAUGUCAUCAGUGCUAUCUCCGUAUUUUGGUCAAUUAGUAUCGGCUCUCCUUGCCACUGCUGAUCGUUCUGAUUCCAACAACUCCAGGCUUUGUGCAUCUGCGUAUGAAACACUGAAUGAGAUUGUGAGAUGCAGCAGUAUUGCAGAAACUCUGAACAUGAUUGUGCUGCUAUUGCAAGAGAUCUUGAAGAGAUUAAAUCAGACCUUUGAGUUUCAGAUCACAUCCUCUGAAGACAAGGAAAAGCAAAGUGACCUUCAAGCCUUGCUUUGUGGUGUUGUUCAAGUAAUCCUUCAGAAGUUCAACAACUGUGAUGAUAAAUCUGUAAUCGUUCAGUUUGCUGACCAAAUAAUGGUGUUAUUUCUCCGAGUUUUCUCAUGCGAUAGUUCUAAUGUGCAUGAAGAAGCAAUGCUUGCUAUUGGUGCUCUUGCCUAUGCUACUGGUACAGACUUUCUGAAAUACAUGCCAGAGUUUCACAAGUACCUGGAAAUGGGCUUACAAAAUUUCGGUGCUUAUCAAGUUUGUAGUGUUUCUGUGGGCGUGGUUGUUGAUAUCUGCCGUGCACUGGAUGACAAGGUACUCCCUUACUGUGAUGGUAUCAUGGGUGCCCUUCUCAAGGACCUUUCAAGCCCAGAGCUUCACCGUUCUGUCAAACCGCCAAUUUUUUCAUGCAUAGGAGAUAUUGCUCUUACGAUUGGUGAACAUUUUGAGAAAUAUGUUCCGUACACUAUGCCUAUGUUGCAAGGAGCUGCAGAGCUCUGUUCUCGCAUGGACCGUCAGGAUGAUGACAGUUCAGAGUAUCAAAAUGAACUGAGGCAAAGCAUUUUCGAGGCCUAUUCAGGUAUACUUCAGGGAGUCAAAAUUUCAAAAUCAGAGCUAAUGGUGCCUUAUGGUGCCAGUAUUUUCCAUUUUGCUGAAUUGGUCUUACGAGAUAAAUCAUCAAGGGAUGAGGAUUUGACCAAAGCUGGAGUUGCCCUGAUCGGGGACCUCAUCGAUGCGCUAGGACCUUCUGUUAAGCUGAUGCUCCAAUAUUCCGACUUCCACUCUGAGCUCCUGGGCUGGUGUUCCCAGUCUGAUGACAAGCAGCUCAGGGAGACUGCAUCCUGGGUCCAAGGUGUGAUCUCCCGCGUGAUGGCAUCAUGAUGGAAAGCUGCUCCAGUUAAGCCGAUGGUCCUCUCUCUGGUCAUCUGUCCCAUUUCAGCAACCGUUGAUGGUUCCGGGAGCAACUAUUUUUGUCCUGCCAAAUGCAUUGUUUGCAGAAGUGCGCCACAUGAAUAUAUGUCCUGUUGUGUUGCAGAAUGAAACAAGGUUACAUAAGAUCAUAUGUAGUUGUCAAGUCCGUAUAGUGGCAGAGGUUUGCCAUUUCUUGGAAGUGAGUCGAGUCUGUGGGUUCCUGUUGCAUUUUAUUCAGUUGUCCAUGUGAGUCGACUGUGUAUUACUAUGGAGCAAUGUUUUUCUUGUUAGCAGCACUGCUUGCUUUUAUACGAUAGUAACAUCAGUAAAGUUAUU
This is a messenger RNA of Lolium rigidum, 3043 nucleotides long. Its product is annotated as importin subunit beta-1-like. NCBI's taxonomy places the organism in Eukaryota, Viridiplantae, Streptophyta, Magnoliopsida, Poales, Poaceae. The transcript has 3 exons. The record is from RefSeq and is a predicted model, not a curated record. Bases 65 to 2677 code for a protein of 870 amino acids. Gene Ontology annotation, cellular component: cytoplasm; nucleus. Gene Ontology annotation, biological process: protein import into nucleus. Gene Ontology annotation, molecular function: small GTPase binding; nuclear import signal receptor activity.